Branchiostoma belcheri (Belcher's lancelet) is the source of this 1357-nucleotide messenger RNA. Its product is annotated as UBA-like domain-containing protein 2. NCBI's taxonomy places the organism in Eukaryota, Metazoa, Chordata, Leptocardii, Amphioxiformes, Branchiostomatidae. The record is from RefSeq and is a predicted model, not a curated record. Gene Ontology annotation, molecular function: protein binding. The coding region runs from base 112 to 483 and encodes 123 amino acids. The transcript has 3 exons.
UCCAGGUGACGUCACUGCCAUCAGGCGAUUGCGUGCUGAAAUAGGGACAACAUUCGCCGUGGAGCUGUGGAGAAGGGACACUUUAGACCCCCAAAAUCUUAGAUUUUAGCGAUGGGAGACAACUUGAGAGAGCACGUUAUGAUCAACCAGUUCGUCAUGACGGCUGGCUGUACGUUUGACCAGGCGAAGACGCUACUUCAGAAGGCCCACUGGCAGUUUGAGACUGCACUAAGUAUUUUCUUCCAAGAAGCUGUGCCCAACGCUCACGGACACCAUGGCGGGCAUCAUCCGAUGUGUACGCCAGCCAACACGCCAGCCACGCCGCCUGCCUUCCCAGACACUUUAACAGCGUUUUCCAAGCUACAAGCAUCAGACACCGGCGCCAGUCCUGGGACAACAAAAUACAGUUGCAGCCCUGUCAGCCCCCUAGCUUCCUCACCUCCAAAUAGCCAACAACCCAUGGAAGUAAACGCACAGAGAUGAAAGGAACACACGGGUACUAUUAAACGGCACAGCUUACCAUGCAGUAGAAGAUGUGGAAUGGCUGUCUUGUAUACUUCUGAUGAAAUAUGGACUAGUCCGAGAGAAAUAUACAAAAAGGGAUUAGGAACUAUAAAAAAGGCACAAAUCUAGAUGGGGCUAAUGAAAUUGUAUGUAGGAGGCUGAGUCAGUCGAUUACCACGCAUGACAAGUAGGCAGGGAGAGAGAUGACGUACUGGUCAGUUAAUGAAAUGGAUCAUAAUUAGGGCCUUGUUGCAAGGAUGUGGAACUUUAAACCAGGUGGUACUACAAUCAAGGAGUGAUGAAAUGAUAAGAGAUGUGUUUCUUGACAUUGAACGCUGAAUAAUUAUGUCUCAGGUGAUAUUACACUGUAACAGACGUGUACAUACGUGUGUAGAGAGAAAGAUGAGCUGAUGAGAGGGAGAUGUAAUGCAAAAAAUUUUGUAAAGACUUUUCAGCUGUGGCUGGGAAUAUAUACAAGGAUGUUCUGUUUCCUGUUAUAUAGAUAGGUGUUAUAUGUGUGUAUCCUUAUAAUUUUGUUAUCUAUGUGUGUGUGAUAGUAUUUUCGCCAUGAUAAGUGACUACAGUUCUCUUUUUUUUAUGCUAGUAACCAACUGUUGCAUGUUGCUGUAUUUUGUACUUUUUCUGGGAUUCUUGUUUGGUGUUCUAGACUCAGUGGUGAGGUAAUACACCACAGAUGCAAGUGUUUAUAUGUAGGCGAAAAAUGCCCUCAGAAUUGUACAGAAAUGCAGUAAGAAGAAUAUCCAGAAACUUAUGAUAAAAGCGUAGACUAAAAGACAUUGAAAUACCCCUCAAGAACUCCUGCAAUAAAAGAUUCCAUACACACAAAGUGAAA